UAUCGUGCUAAUUUCCUGUUAAGCCCUUCGCGCACAGUUGGAUGAGCUCACAUUAAAAUUCUUAUUUAUCUCCUCCGCCAAGCGCACAUUUGAAAGAUGAAUACGGUACUAUCAAGGGCAAAUUCCCUUUUCGCGUUCUCGCUGAGUGUGAUGGCCGCUCUUACGUUUGGUUGUUUUAUCACGACUGCAUUCAAAGACAGAAGCAUACCUGUGGAUAUCCACGUAUCGAAAGUAAUGCUGAAGAACGUGGACGACUUCACUGGGCCAAGGGAAAGAAGUGAUUUGGGCUUCAUCACAUUCGACCUCCAAGCUGAUUUGCAGCCAAUAUUUGAUUGGAACGUAAAGCAGCUCUUCCUGUACCUUUCAGCCGAGUAUGCUACUAGGAAUAAUGCCCUUAACCAGGUCGUCCUUUGGGACAAAAUAGUCCUGAGGGGGGAAAGCACGAAACUGAGGCUGAGGGAAACGAAAUCCAAAUACUUCUUCUUUGAUGAUGGAAAUGGUCUUAGGUCCAAUAAGAACAUUACCCUCACGCUGUCCUGGAAUGUUGUGCCGAAUGCAGGGAUCUUGCCUCUGGUCAUGGGCUCUGGAUAUAUUUCUCUGCCCUUCCCCGACGCGUAUGAAACUACCAAGAGCUACUGAGAGUGAUGGAAAUAAGUUGUUGUUUGUAAAUGUUGUGUGGUCUUUUACAGUUGACGCUUUUAAUAAAAGGGGAUGUUAUGGGUGA
Molecule: messenger RNA, 724 nt
Organism: Alosa alosa (allis shad)
Lineage: Eukaryota; Metazoa; Chordata; Actinopteri; Clupeiformes; Clupeidae
Gene: spcs3
Product: signal peptidase complex subunit 3
Exons: 5
Coding region: 97-639 (180 amino acids)
Biological process (GO): protein targeting to ER
Cellular component (GO): signal peptidase complex; membrane
Source: RefSeq, a predicted model, not a curated record